CUGCGGCCGCUCUUGGGCCGACCGGGCGCGCCUCCCUCGGCCUGUCCACGCCGCCUGCGCUCCAGGAGGCCCUCGGCAGCUACCGCGUGGGGCGCGCGGGGCUGCGGCUACGGCUUUGCGCUCCGUGGCCUGCGCGCACCGAUGCCCAGGCUGCACGACCACCUCUGGAGCUGCGCCGGCGCCCCGACGCACCUGAGCCCCCCGCGAGCCCGGGCCGCCGAGGUGGAAGGCAUGAUCGCCGCGGCCCGGCGCCUGCAGACCCCCGCGGCCCCCGACCCCGCGCUCCGCGGCCCCCGAGGGGGUGCAGCGGGGUGCGGCGCGCGCCCCGGCAGCUGGCAUCACCACCUGGUGCAGCGGAGCCUGGUGCUCUUCUCCGUCGGCGUGGUCCUGGCCCUGGUGCUCAACCUGCUGCAGAUCCAGCGGAAUGUCACCCUCUUCCCGGAUGAGGUGAUCGCUACCAUCUUCUCCUCCGCCUGGUGGGUGCCCCCUUGCUGUGGCACGGCAGCUGCUGUUGUUGGCUUACUGUACCCCUGUAUUGACAGUCACCUGGGAGAACCCCACAAGUUCAAGAGAGAGUGGGCCAGUGUCAUGCGCUGUAUCGCAGUGUUUGUCGGCAUCAACCAUGCCAGUGCUAAAUUGGAUUUUGCCAAUAACGUUCAGCUGUCCUUGACUUUAGCGGCCCUGUCUUUGGGUCUGUGGUGGACAUUUGAUCGCUCUCGAAGCGGUCUUGGGCUUGGGAUCACCAUCGCCUUCCUAGCCACGCUGAUCACCCAGUUCCUUGUGUAUAAUGGUGUCUAUCAGUAUACAUCCCCAGAUUUCCUCUAUAUUCGUUCCUGGCUCCCAUGUAUAUUCUUCUCAGGAGGCGUCACAGUGGGGAACAUAGGACGGCAGUUAGCUAUGCUGACACCCAUUCAUGGGAAGUUGAACUUGAAGACCACUUGGCUGUUUCACAAAAGUAGAAGUCAUUUCUGAAGGACGGAACUCACAAAGUAGUCCAUUGGUUUCUGAGUCUGAAGUGUCUUCUCCUGCCAACCAAAAUUAAUACACUGACAAAACUUCCCGUCUCCUGACAGAAACAGAAAGCUUUGCUUUCUUUGGUAUUAAAAGCCGGACAUGGUAGUGCAUGCUUGUGAUCCUAGCACUGAGAAGACUAAGGUGGCAGGCUCUCGAGUAAGGCUAGCCCAGGCUACUUCAUAAGGCCUUGUCUCAAAACUUAACAAAACAAACCAAAGAAAUCUGCCUCACAUGGAAAUGCGAUGCUUUCUCCACACACCGCAGUUCCCCGCAGAGCCGACCAUGUUAGUGAUCAGUGGAAGUGAGCGAGCUGAGGCUGGUGCUUGAGAUGUGUUUCAGCUCUUGGGGACGAAUCAUUCAGACUCUUAUUAAAGAGUAAAUUGGCCCUCGCAGGCUGACAAGUCUAAAAAGUGUUUGGAGCUAUGACCUGGGGUUGACCUGUGGAAUCCUUCACACUGUGGCUUCUGCGGCACCCACAAGGUCUACAUACCUAGGAACAGUUAGAAGGGGACACUAAAAACCAAGCAAAGCUAGGUCUUGAAGACUGUCUCCCAGGGCCCUUGCCACCCUCCUGUGUGUGUUUGAUGUUCAGUUCUUUCAAGCACUGUUGUUCUUGACUGUCGUUCCCGGGAACUUGAAAGGAGACGUGACUUCUUGCAUGCCCUGUAAUGCCAAAGUUGGCUUUGCUAGAGUUCAGUGUUCUGUGGUUUCUUGCAUGUGCUAUUUGUUUUCUCUACAUGUCUUUGUUCUGUGAGUCUACAAUGAAGCGUGUCAUCAGCCUGUGUGUUUAGAGGGAGACAUUUCUAGAACCUGCAGUUGUUGAUGUUUGCAUUCAAAGGCCUUCUCUCAAGGAGUAAGUUUUCGCAGUACAAACAGCAGCUGAUUAAAGUGUGAGUGUCUGGCCUUGCCCCUGGGGUCCUGGCUGUGGAGCCAGCCUCUGCUGCUAGGUCCACUUGCACCUCGUCUGAACAGUCAGACCACUGGGGACAGCCUUGGCUCUGCCAGCAGAGCUGACACUGGCUGCUGUCCGUGAGGCCUUGUGUUGAACAUGUCUGUUCAGAUAUGAUACUGGAGCUCUCAUAACUCAGGUGUGAGCUGUGAUUAGCCUGGUUUUAUAGAGAACUUGAUGCUUAGGCAAUUCAAACAGCUUAUCCAAGUGGGUCGAGUUUGAACCUUGUUUCUCACACUAUACUGCCCUUUACAUACAGCACAUGUCUGUCAUCAGUCCUCCAAACAGGUAUAAAAUAAUCUGUUGGUGUCCUGGGUGCAGUCUUACCACUUAGAACACAUUGCAUAGCCAGCCCUGGUGGAAGGUCAGGUGGCCGUGUUACAGUCUGUCUUGGCUCUUUUGUCUUACACUGGUAUAGACCUGACUAGUCUCCUGAAGAUCAUACAUUCUAAAAUUUUGCUUUAUAGUGCACUGGUACAGGUAAUAAAAUCUGAUGACUUGAUUUUCUUUCCAAGUGACGGUAAUAGUAUCAUCCAGGCCUGGUGGCUCAUGCGUUUAAUCCCAGUACUCAGGAGACAGAGGCAGGUGGAUCUCUAUGAGUUCAAAGCCAGCCUAGUCUACAUAACGAGCUCUAGAUUAGCCAGGGCUACAUGGUGAGAAAACAAAGCAUGCCAUUUGUUUUUUCUGUUUGGAGCCUUCCCUCUUGUUUGUGUGAAAUGGGUCAUAACACUUUGGAAUUGUCAGAACGAAGGGGGAGUAUGCUUUCUAGAAGGUCUUCAGUGGCUUCACA
Molecule: messenger RNA, 2753 nt
Organism: Nannospalax galili (Upper Galilee mountains blind mole rat)
Lineage: Eukaryota; Metazoa; Chordata; Mammalia; Rodentia; Spalacidae
Gene: Insig1
Product: insulin induced gene 1
Exons: 5
Coding region: 142-972 (276 amino acids)
Biological process (GO): SREBP-SCAP complex retention in endoplasmic reticulum; SREBP signaling pathway; cholesterol biosynthetic process
Cellular component (GO): SREBP-SCAP-Insig complex; endoplasmic reticulum
Source: RefSeq, a predicted model, not a curated record